Molecule: messenger RNA, 665 nt
Organism: Tinamus guttatus (white-throated tinamou)
Lineage: Eukaryota; Metazoa; Chordata; Aves; Tinamiformes; Tinamidae
Source: RefSeq, a predicted model, not a curated record
AUGAUUCAAGAAUCUCACUUGGAAAGCUCUGUAGAAGUGUCAGAUGUUAUUAUGUUCUUCGUUGUUCCAAGUGACAAGAAGAAAAUUGCAGAAAGAGGAGAGUCUUACUGGGGAAAACCUUUUAAGGAUGAAUUUAAGCCCAACUUGUCCCAUACAGGACGUGGUGUUCUCAGUAUGGCCAACUCAGGACCUAACACAAACAAGUCACAGUUUUUCAUCACCUUCCGUUCCUGUGCGUAUCUGGACAAGAAGCAUACGGUGUUUGGAAGAGUGGUUGGUGGCUUUGAGACUCUGACUGCCCUGGAGAAUGUGGAAAGUGACCCCAAAACAGACCGUCCCAAGACAGAAAUACGAAUUGAAUCAACAACUGUUUUUGUGGAUCCAUAUGAAGAAGCAGAUGCCCAGGUUGCCGCAGAAAGAGAAAAGGCCCAGCAGGAAGAAGAAGCAGCCAAAACAAAAGCUGAGGUAGCCCCACCAAAGAAAGAGAUCCAGACUCCUAAAACUUACCGGCAGGGGAUUGGAAAAUACAUUAACAUGGCUGCAGCGAAGCGCAGUGCGGAAGACGAUGGCCCCUCCACCAGCACAGCUGGGAAGAAAGAGAAAAAGAGCUCGGGCUUCGGGGACUUCAGCUCCUGGUAGCAGAGCGAGGAGCCUAGCACCGAUGC